Molecule: messenger RNA, 769 nt
Organism: Eubalaena glacialis (North Atlantic right whale)
Lineage: Eukaryota; Metazoa; Chordata; Mammalia; Artiodactyla; Balaenidae
Product: diphosphoinositol polyphosphate phosphohydrolase 3-beta
Exons: 2
Coding region: 62-556 (164 amino acids)
Biological process (GO): diphosphoinositol polyphosphate metabolic process; diadenosine pentaphosphate catabolic process; adenosine 5'-(hexahydrogen pentaphosphate) catabolic process
Cellular component (GO): nucleus; cytoplasm
Molecular function (GO): bis(5'-adenosyl)-hexaphosphatase activity; endopolyphosphatase activity; bis(5'-adenosyl)-pentaphosphatase activity
Source: RefSeq, a predicted model, not a curated record
GAGUCCCUCGGCCCGGUGGCGGCGGCAGCGGGGACCGGAGCAGCGGCGAGCGGCCUCGAGGAUGAAGUGCAAACCGAACCAGACGCGGACCUACGACCCGGAGGGGUUCAAGAAGCGGGCGGCGUGCCUGUGCUUCCGGAGCGAGCGCGAGGACGAGGUGCUGUUAGUGAGUAGCAGUCGGUACCCGGACCGCUGGAUCGUGCCGGGCGGGGGCGUGGAGCCCGAGGAGGAGCCGGGCGGUGCUGCCGUCCGCGAGGUGUACGAAGAGGCGGGAGUCAAGGGGAAGUUAGGCCGGCUCCUGGGCAUUUUCGAGCAGAACCAAGAUCGCAAGCACAGAACGUACGUGUAUGUACUGACUGUCACUGAGAUUCUGGAGGAUUGGGAAGAUUCGGUUAGCAUUGGGAGGAAGCGAGAGUGGUUCAAAAUCGAAGAUGCGAUCAAGGUUCUCCAGUGCCACAAGCCCGUGCAUGCCGAAUAUCUGCAAAAACUAAAGCUGGGCGGUUCCCCAACCAGUGGAAACUCCAUGGCCCCGUCCCUGCCAGAGAGCGAUCCCUAAUGAACAGCAAAGAUGUCCAGGAUUGUUUUGAAAGAGUCAUUGAUGUGAACCACUGAUGAAUGGAAUUGGCAAGUAUAGGUGAGCACUUCCAUGUUUCCAAGGAGACAGCUCAUCUGGUUUUCCUCCUACAUCUUGGGACACUCCUUCCCUGUCUAUUCCACUGACUCCUCUUGCCCUGGUGAUUGUACUAUUGUAUGUGAACAGACUCUUAUU